This is a messenger RNA of Sordaria macrospora k-hell, 2481 nucleotides long. RefSeq lists its product as uncharacterized. Gene Ontology annotation, molecular function: flavin adenine dinucleotide binding; oxidoreductase activity, acting on CH-OH group of donors. The record is from RefSeq and is a predicted model, not a curated record. NCBI's taxonomy places the organism in Eukaryota, Fungi, Ascomycota, Sordariomycetes, Sordariales, Sordariaceae.
AUGAAGGUCCUCAUCCGCCUUGGAGCGACUGCUCUGGCGGCGUCUAUGUACCUCCAGCAAUGCUCUGCGCAGUACAUCAACGAGCAGUACACGGACCCCAUCAACAAGAUUACCCUCAGCACCUGGCGACCGGACCCUGGCUCAAACUCCGAGGGAGCGACCGCCUAUGCUUUCGGCUUGGUUUUGCCCCCAGAUGCGCUUACCAAAGAUUCGAACGAGUAUAUCGGUGUCUUGCGCUGUGACGUUGGUGAUACCGCCAACCCCGGAUGGUGCGGUGUCUCCCACGGCCAGUCGGGUCAAAUGACCCAGGCUCUGUUGCUUAUGGCUUGGGCAAACAAGGGUCAAGUUUACACGUCUUUCCGCUAUGCGUCUGGGUAUAAUGUGCCGGGACUUUACACCGGAAACGCCACCCUGACCCAGAUCUCUGCCACUGUCAACUCGACCCAGUUCGAGCUGAUUUACCGCUGCCAAGACUGCCUCGCAUGGAAUCAGGGAGGAAACAGGGGAAGCGUGUCGACCAGCAAUGGUCUCCUAAUCUUGGGUCGCGCUGCUGCCAAGGGCAAUCUCCAGAAUCCGACCUGCCCAGACAAGGCCAUUCCCGGUUUCCACGACAAUGGAUUUGGUCAAUAUGGAGCACCCCUUGAGAAGGUCCCGCAUACCUCCUAUUCAGCUUGGGCUGCCCUGGCCACGAACACGACUACUGCCGACUGCUCUGGAGCAUCCGACCCAGCACCCACUGGAACCGAGCCGCCAGCUGAGCCAACUUCGACAGCCGAGCCCAUUCCCGCUUGCACACCCGCUCCAAGCAAGACAUACGACUACAUCAUCGUUGGUGCCGGCGCUGGUGGUAUCCCCAUUGCGGACAAGCUCAGCGAGGCCGGAAAGAGCGUGCUGUUGAUCGAAAAGGGACCUCCCUCUACCGGAAGAUGGCAGGGUACCUUGAAGCCUGAGUGGCUUCAGGGCACAAACUUGACUCGCUUUGACGUUCCUGGUCUUUGCAACCAGAUCUGGGUUGACUCUGCCGGCAUUGCCUGUACAGAUACCGACCAAAUGGCGGGAUGUGUCCUGGGUGGAGGAACGGCCGUUAAUGCUGGCCUGUGGUGGAAGCCGCAUCCUCAGGAUUGGGACUACAACUUCCCCGAGGGUUGGAAGUCACGAGAUACCGUGCCAGCCACUAACCGUGUGUUCGGUCGCAUUCCCGGAACUUGGCACCCCUCGCAAGACGGCAAGCUGUAUCGACAAGAAGGCUUCAACGUCCUAGCCAGCGGCCUCAGCAAAAGCGGUUGGAAGCAGGUGAUCCCCAACGAGGCAUACAACCAGAAGAACCACACAUUUGGUCACAGCACCUUCAUGUUCUCUAAGGGUGAACGUGGUGGUCCGUUGGCAACAUACCUCGCCUCAGCGGCGGCCCGCAAGCAGUUCACUCUGUUGACCAACGCCGCUGUGAGAAGGGCGGUCCGUAACGGAAGCCGUGUAACCGGUGUUGAGCUUGAAUGCUUGGCUGAUGGUGGUCUCAGCGGAACGAUCAAUGUGACUCCUAACACUGGUCGCGUCAUCUUUGCUGCAGGCACCUUCGGUUCCGCCAAGCUUCUCCUUCGCAGCGGUAUCGGACCUACCGAUCAGCUCGAGGUUGUCAAGGAAUCGACGGAUGGUGCGACAUUCAUUGCUAAGAAUCAAUGGAUCAACCUUCCAGUCGGCUACAACCUCAUGGACCAUCUCAACACGGAUCUGAUUGUCACUCAUCCUGAUGUCGUCUUUUAUGACUUCUACGAGGCUUGGAAUACGCCCAACGAAGGUGACAAGAGCGCCUAUCUUCAGAACAGAUCUGGAAUCCUUGCGCAAGCUGCUCCCAAUAUUGGCCCUUUAAUGUGGGAUGAACUCAAGGGCUCGGACAACAUCGUUCGUACCCUACAAUGGACUGCUCGAGUGGAGGGGAGCGACCAGUAUACCACGUCUAAGAACGCAAUGACUCUUAGCCAGUAUCUCGGAAGAGGAGUUGUUUCCCGUGGUCGGAUGACCAUUUCAACUGGUCUGGAUACUAAUGUGGCCGAGCACCCAUACCUCCACAACGAUGUCGACUUGCAGACCGUUAUUCAAGGCAUCAAGAACCUACAGGCUGCACUGAAUGUCAUCCCUAAUAUUUCCUGGGUCUUGCCUCCCCCAAACACGACCGUGGAAUUCUUUGUCAACAAUAUGAUCGUCUCACCCUCUAACCGUCGCGCAAACCAUUGGAUGGGGACUGCCAAGCUUGGCAAAGAUGAUGGCCGUACUGGUGGUAGCGCUGUCGUUGAUCUGAACACUAAGGUGUACGGUACCGACAACCUCUUUGUUGUUGACGCCUCCAUCUUCCCUGGCAUGACCACCGGGAACCCGUCGGCGAUGAUCGUGAUUGCCUCGGAGCAUGCUGCACAGAAAAUUUUGGCCUUGAAGCCUGUGCCAACUUUGCCUGGCGGCAAGGGCAAGGGGAAGUGGAGAAGAUAA